GAUCUUUCAACACUCUCCUCUCUCCUCCGGUCCGGUUCGGUUAGUAGGUCAACCUCAGCCCAGCAUUUUUUUUUAAUAGUUCUCCUUCAUCACUCCCAAACAUAAACCAUGAGGGAAAUUGUUCACAUUCAGGCUGGCCAGUGCGGGAAUCAGAUUGGUGCAAAGUUCUGGGAGGUGAUCAGUGACGAACACGGCAUCGACCCAACAGGAACCUAUCAUGGCGACAGCGACCUGCAGCUGGACCGGAUCAGCGUUUACUACAACGAAGCAACAGGUGGGAAGUAUGUACCCAGAGCCAUCCUGGUGGACCUGGAACCAGGAACCAUGGACUCGGUCCGAUCAGGACCCUUUGGCCAAAUCUUCAGACCUGACAACUUUGUCUUUGGUCAGAGUGGAGCUGGGAACAACUGGGCCAAAGGUCACUACACGGAGGGCGCGGAGCUGGUGGACUCGGUUCUGGACGUGGUCCGGAAGGAGGCGGAGAGCUGCGAGUGCCUGCAGGGCUUCCAGCUUACACACUCCCUGGGAGGAGGCACCGGCUCCGGCAUGGGGACCCUGCUGAUCAGCAAGAUCAGGGAGGAAUACCCCGACCGCAUCAUGAACACCUUCAGUGUGGUUCCCUCCCCUAAGGUUUCUGACACGGUGGUGGAGCCGUACAACGCCACCCUGUCCGUCCACCAGCUGGUGGAAAACACAGACGAGACGUACUGCAUCGACAACGAAGCUCUGUACGACAUCUGCUUCCGCACGCUGAAGCUGACCACGCCCACCUACGGAGACCUGAACCACCUGGUGUCGGCCACCAUGAGCGGCGUCACCACCUGCCUGCGCUUCCCCGGCCAGCUCAACGCCGACCUCCGGAAGCUGGCCGUCAACAUGGUGCCCUUCCCCCGCCUGCACUUCUUCAUGCCGGGCUUCGCCCCGCUGACGAGCCGCGGCAGCCAGCAGUACCGCGCCCUCACCGUGCCCGAGCUCACCCAGCAGGUGUUCGACGCCAAGAACAUGAUGGCGGCGUGCGACCCUCGCCACGGCCGCUACCUGACGGUGGCCGCCGUCUUCCGCGGCCGCAUGUCCAUGAAGGAGGUGGACGAGCAGAUGCUGAACGUGCAGAACAAGAACAGCAGCUACUUCGUGGAGUGGAUCCCCAACAACGUGAAGACGGCCGUGUGCGACAUCCCGCCGCGCGGCCUCAAGAUGGCCGUCACCUUCAUCGGCAACAGCACGGCCAUCCAGGAGCUGUUCAAGCGCAUCUCGGAGCAGUUCACCGCCAUGUUCCGCCGCAAGGCCUUCCUGCACUGGUACACGGGCGAGGGAAUGGACGAGAUGGAGUUCACCGAGGCCGAGAGCAACAUGAACGACCUGGUGUCCGAGUACCAGCAGUACCAGGACGCCACGGCCGAGGAGGAGGGCGAGUUCGAGGAGGAGGCCGAGGAGGACGCCUGACGGGAAAACACGGGGCGGAGCUGAAAGGAAAGUUUGAUAUGUUU
Xiphophorus hellerii (green swordtail) is the source of this 1487-nucleotide messenger RNA. Its product is annotated as tubulin beta chain-like. The transcript is spliced from 5 exons. NCBI's taxonomy places the organism in Eukaryota, Metazoa, Chordata, Actinopteri, Cyprinodontiformes, Poeciliidae. Gene Ontology annotation, cellular component: microtubule. Bases 109 to 1443 code for a protein of 444 amino acids. Gene Ontology annotation, molecular function: GTP binding; GTPase activity; structural constituent of cytoskeleton. Gene Ontology annotation, biological process: microtubule-based process. The record is from RefSeq and is a predicted model, not a curated record.